Molecule: messenger RNA, 1193 nt
Organism: Drosophila arizonae
Lineage: Eukaryota; Metazoa; Arthropoda; Insecta; Diptera; Drosophilidae
Product: diphthine methyltransferase
Biological process (GO): protein histidyl modification to diphthamide
Cellular component (GO): cytoplasm
Molecular function (GO): protein binding; diphthine methylesterase activity
Source: RefSeq, a predicted model, not a curated record
GUGCGCUUUUUCAGUUUGUUGUUAUUUUGACAGCCAUGCAGUUUACGACACUGCACAACGUGGACACCGAAUAUUCGGCAGAUUCAGUGGAAUGGUGCUCACAGGACGAAACACAUCAGAAAUACUUUGCUUGCGGCACCUAUCAGCUAGUGGAGGCCGAGCAGAACAGCACAGCUGCAGUUGAAGCUGAGUGCCAACGGCCACGCAAGGGUCGUAUCUAUUUGUUUGCCUUUGACAGACAGAAUGACGCACUGGAGCGGCUGCAGUGCCUCGAAACGGCGGCCAUAUUGGACAUGAAGUGGCUGCCAGCUUGGAGCUGUGACACUGGUCCGCUGCUGGCCACAGUGAAUGCCCUGGGUGAGGUGGAGAUCUAUGAGCUGUUGCACGCAGAGCAGCGAGUACAGCAGCGGGCCAAGCUGGUCCUCGAAGAAACGACGCUUAAUACGCCAAAGGCACUGGCACUCUCCCUCGAUUGGCAACGUGCUGAUGCAGAUGCUGAUGGUGUUGGUGCCUUGCAGCUGCUAGUCUCUGACUCGCUGGGCAAUGUCCAUCAGCUGCAGUAUACGGCAAAGGAUGAAUUGAGCAAGGUCUGCUCCUGGCAGGCACACGGCUUUGAAGCGUGGACAUGCGCCUUUGACCGCUGGAAUCCGCAGCGUGUUUACAGCGGCGGCGACGACUGCUUGCUGCAUGCCUACGACUUGCGCAGCGGCACCGAGGCACAGCCGCAGCGCAUCUGGACAAAUAGAGCGCAUGGCGCAGGCGUCACCUGUCUGCUCAGCCAUCCACAAAAUGCACAUCAGCUGCUCACCGGCAGCUACGAUGAGCUGUUGCGUGUUUUCGAUACGCGGGCAAUGAAAUGCAGCCUAGCCGAACUGAAUCUAAAUGGUGGCAUUUGGCGGCUCAAGCCUCAUCCACAGCGGUCCGAUCUAAUACUGACUGCAUGCAUGUACACAAACUUUAGUGUCGUGCAGUUGAAGGAAGGGGCGCUAAGCCUCCUGGGCAGCUAUGAGGAACAUUCGAGCAUUUGUUAUGGUGCCGACUGGGCGCCAAAUAUCGAUAAGUUUGAAUUACCGGAUGACUACACUCACAGCCUGCAUAUGGCCACCUGCUCCUUUUACGACCAUAAACUGUGUGUAAGCAAAGUCGACAUUAAAUUUGCUACGUAAUUAUAUUAUUUAUGAAUGCAUUUAAAA